This is a messenger RNA of Prosopis cineraria, 3564 nucleotides long. RefSeq names its product leucine-rich repeat receptor-like kinase protein HAR1. Gene Ontology annotation, biological process: protein phosphorylation; hormone-mediated signaling pathway. NCBI's taxonomy places the organism in Eukaryota, Viridiplantae, Streptophyta, Magnoliopsida, Fabales, Fabaceae. The coding region runs from base 127 to 3060 and encodes 977 amino acids. The transcript has 2 exons. The record is from RefSeq and is a predicted model, not a curated record. Gene Ontology annotation, cellular component: plasma membrane. Gene Ontology annotation, molecular function: protein kinase activity; protein binding; ATP binding.
CCAAAACAGAGCUUCAUCAGCUUUGCCACUCCACAAACAUCAACUUCCCAAAUGCAAAUUUAGAACCCUCAUCUUCAUCUUCACCGUACUCCCAAGAAGAAGAAGAAGAACAAAACAUAGAGAGCCAUGAGAAGAUCCACUCUCUGUUGCAUCCCCUUCUUCCUUUCCUUCGUCUGGUACGGUUCCACUCUGUCCAGUGCAUCCUCUGACCUCGAUGCUCUGCUCAAGCUCAAAGCUUCCCUCAAGAGACCAAACGCUUCACCUUCAGCCAUGGAGGAUUGGAAACCCUCUCCUUCUCCCUCUGCUCACUGUGGCUUCUCCGGAGUCUCCUGUGACGACUAUUCCCGGGUUGUCUCUUUGAAUGUUUCGUUCCAUCCUCUGUUUGGCUCUAUUCCGCCGGAGAUCGGUCUUCUGGACAAGCUGGUCAAUCUAACCCUUUCACAAGACAACCUAACUGGCGGUCUUCCCAAAGAGCUCGCCAAACUUACUUCUCUGCAAGUCCUCAAUGUCUCACACAACGCCUUGAACGGAGACUUCCCUAGCGAGAUCACACUCAACAUGCCGGAGCUUGAGAUUCUAGACGUUUAUGAUAACAGCUUCAACGGCUCGUUACCGGAGGAGGUUGUGAAACUGAAGAAACUGAAGCAGCUCUGGCUAGCCGGGAAUUACUUUUCGGGCGAGAUACCGGAGAGUUAUUCAGAGUUUGAGAGCUUGGAAAUUCUGCGGCUGAACAUGAACAACCUUGGAGGGAAAAUCCCGGCGAGUUUAGCGAAAUUGAAGAAGCUCAGGCAAUUGCAUUUGGGGUACAGUAAUGCCUACCAAGGAGGUAUUCCACCGGAGCUGGGCACGACGAGUUCGCUUGAACUAAUUGAUUUAUCGUACUGUAAUUUAUCCGGCGAGAUUCCACCGAGCUUGGGCAAUUUGAAGAAGGUGAAUAGUCUGUUUCUGCAGCAGAACAAUCUCACCGGAGAAAUCCCACCUGAACUCUCAGGCAUGAUUAGCCUCAUGUCGCUGGAUUUAUCCGCCAACAGCCUCACCGGAGAGAUACCCUCCAGUUUUUCGGAAUUAAGGAACCUAACUUUGAUCAAUCUGUACGAGAACAAGCUUCGUGGCUCUAUCCCAUCAUUCAUCGGCGACCUUCUUCAUUUGGAAGUUCUUCAAGUUUGGGAGAACGAUUUCUCGUUCAUCUUGCCGGAAAAUCUGGGCACGAACGGGAAAUUCAAGAUGCUUGACGUUGCCGGUAAUCAUUUCACCGGGAUGGUUCCGAAGGAUUUGUGUAAAGGAGGAAGGUUAGAGAUUUUCAUUCUCAUGAACAAUUCCUUCUACGGUCCAAUUCCUGAGCAGUUGGGUGAGUGUAAAUCUCUGAAGAAAGUUCGAAUUUCUAAUAAUUUCCUCAACGGUUCGAUUCCUUCUGGGUUUUUCAAUCUUCCUUCUGUGUCGAUGAUCGACCUCAGUAACAACAUGUUCUCCGGCGAGCUUCCGUCGGACAUGUCCGGCGAAGUUCUCGGGAUUUUGACGCUUUCGAAUAACUUAUUCACCGGAAAAAUCCCUCCGGCGAUCGGAAACCUCCGGAGCUUGCAGAGUCUCUUACUAGACAUGAACCAAUUCGUUGGUGAGAUUCCCGAGGAAAUGUUCAACCUGCCGAUGCUGACGAAGAUGAACAUGAGCUUCAACAACCUCACGGGUCCAAUUCCAGAUUCCAUAACUCACUGUGCUUCCUUAACGGCCGUGGAUCUCAGCCGGAACAAGCUCGCUGGAGAAAUCCCCAGAGGAAUCAAUAACAUAACAGUCCUAAGCAUUCUCAACCUCUCAUCGAACCACCUAACAGGUUCAAUUCCAGACGAAAUCCGUUACAUGGUGAGCCUGACCACACUCGAUCUCUCCAACAACAAUCUGGAAGGCAGAAUCCCCACCGGCGGCCAAUUCAGCGUCUUCUCAGGCGAGAGCUUCGCCGGGAACACCAAACUUUGCUUCCCACAAGAUCACUCCUGCAAACCCCACAAGCCUCUCAAAUCCAUCAAAAUCAUAGUCAUCACAAUCUCCCUCCUCACCACCAUCCUCGUCGUCCUCAUCACAAUCUACGCACUCAGAAAACGAAAGCACCACAAAUCCAUGACCUGGAAGCUCACCUUGUUCCAUCGUCUAAACUUCAAAGCCGACGACGUCCUCGAAUGCUUGAAGGAAGAGAACAUAAUCGGAAAAGGCGGGGCAGGGAUCGUGUACAGAGGGUCCACCAGAGAUGGCAACGACGUGGCCAUCAAGAGACUAGUGGGUCAGGGAAGGAGCGGCCGGAACGAUUACGGGUUCAAGGCGGAGAUAGAGACGUUAGGGAGGAUCAGACACAGAAACAUAGUGAGGCUGUUAGGGUACGUAUCGAACAAGGACACCAACUUGCUGGUUUAUGAGUAUAUGAGCAAUGGAAGCUUAGGGGAAUGGCUUCAUGGCGCGAAAGGAGGCCAUUUGCAGUGGGAAGCAAGAUACAAGAUCGCCGUCGAGGCGGCGAAGGGACUGUGUUAUCUUCAUCAUGAUUGCUCGCCGGGGAUCAUACACAGGGACGUGAAGUCGAAUAAUAUAUUGUUGGAUGCAUAUUUUGAAGCUCAUGUUGCAGAUUUUGGAUUGGCUAAGUUUCUUCUUGAUCCUGGAGCUUCUCAGUCUAUGUCCUCCAUUGCUGGUUCAUACGGCUACAUCGCUCCAGAGUACGCAUACACACUGAAAGUGGACGAGAAGAGCGACGUGUACAGCUUCGGAGUGGUGCUGCUGGAGCUGAUAGUGGGGAGGAAACCGGUGGGCGAGUUUGGCGACGGCGUCGACAUCGUUGGGUGGGUGAAGAACACGACGUCGGAGCUGGCUCCGUCGCCGUCGGACACGGCGAUGGUGAUGGCCGUUGUGGACCCGAGGCUCACUGGAUAUCCUCUCACAGGAGUGAUUCAUAUGUUCAAGAUAGCCAUGAUGUGCGUGGAAGAGAAAGGCACUUCCAGACCCACCAUGAGAGAAGUCGUUCAUAUGCUCACCAAUAUUAAUCCUCCUCCUCAGUCUCCUCCCAAUCUGAUUCACCUCUAAAAAUAUCAUAUAAGCUCUAUAAUUAAUAAAACCCUAUACUUUUAUAAAUCACCAGUUUUAGUUUUCAGUCCGAGAUUAUUGAGAAGAUCAUAUUUUCGGUUUUUCUCUGAUCUAUCUCACUUAUCAUCGUGUGCCACGUCAUCACGAGGUGUGACGUUUACGUGGCACGAUGAAAAUGGUGAAUUAAAUCUUCUUAGUAAAAUUAGACUGAAAAUUAUUGUCUUAUUUUGCAUGGAAUCCAUGCACAACCUAAGCUUUUGUUCGUGACUAGUGAAUAAACGCAGGGGAAAUUUUAAAGAAAAAAUGAAAUGUAAUCAUUAUGUGGAAGUAGAAGAUAUAUAAAUAUAUAUAUAUAUAUAUAUAUUGUCUUGUUGUUUCUUUCUUUUUUUUCUUUGUGAUGUGGUUGAAUUUUGGUGUAAUUAUAUAUGUAAGUUUGCUCAAGUCAAAAUCAAUCAAAAUAUGUAUAUAUAGAACUUAAGUGAGGAAUGGUUGAUUAUGUUUUUC